GUUAUACAUGUGUUUGUAUUGAUUUUGAAUACAAGUGUCACUUUGAAUGUUGGAAAUGACUUAUACACUGUUUAAACAAGAAAUGAUGGAACUUGGCUUUGAAGGCAAGUCCAGUCACUCAUGCUAAAAUAAUGAUUGAGUUAUAUCCCUUGACCAGCUGAGAAAAACAGACAAGCACAUACAAAGAUCAUGCAUAUAGGUAAUUAUUUUCUAUAUUUUUAAUUCUAUAUUUCAGUUAUAACCUGAGAAAGGAUGAUGCAGUGUUUGAAUGGGACUUGUACCAGCUUUGUGCAGUGCAUUGAAUGGCUCACUGCCAGUCACUGUGUCACCAGAACUGUGUGAGGUGAGAGAGGAGAGUUCCCUGGAUGACCUUGGCCCCAGUCUGACCUCUAGUGACCUUGACCCCGGAUGUUUGGAUGGGAGCGGCCUAGAGUCGGGGGAGGAGUACCUCGCGGGGCCUGAAUGCCUGGAGACGCAGCGGUCAGUACAGGCCCUGUUGGACACAGAGAGAGAUGAGGUGGAAGAGUGUCUUAAUUGUCUGCCCCUGGACGAGGAUGAAGCAGUAGUGAUGCAGUUACCCCAGCAGCAGGAGGGAGGUCCAGGACAGGGGGGCGGGGUGGGUCAGAAGCAGCAGGAGUGUUCAGGGUGCAAGAAGGACAUCCGAGACCGGCAUCUCCUCAAGGCUCUGGACCAGUACUGGCACGAGGACUGCCUCAAGUGCUCGUGCUGUGAUUGUCGUCUCGGUGAAGUUGGCUCCACCCUUUUUGCCAAGGCAAACCUUCUUCUCUGUCGCAGGGACUAUCUCAGGUUGUUUGGUACAACAGGCUACUGUUCAGCAUGUUCAAAGAUGAUUCCAGCAUUUGAGAUGGUGAUGAGAGCAAAAAACAAUGUGUACCACCUAGAGUGCUUCGCUUGUCAGAUGUGCAAUCACAGGUUCUGUGUUGGAGACAGAUUUUUCUUGUGUGAUAACAAAAUUCUGUGUGAAUAUGACUAUGAGGAGAGAAUGGUGUUUGCCAACAUGACUUACAACUACAAUGCCCUGUCACAGAUCAAGCGCCAGACAAACAGUUUAAGUGACGAUCUUUCCAGUGGCUAUGGAAGCCCAAGCCCGGGCUCGUUAUAGGGGGAUGGGACAUGAAGUGACCUACCUACCGGUUUCUGUAUUGUCAUUAUUGGAGAUAGAUAUGAUUGUGUUAAGCACACUGUGUAUGUCAGGACUGGCCCAUAGCCUGCAUAUUCCCGGUCAGGCAAUGGUUGUGGAGGCAUGUUUUUACUGGUUUAAAGGUUAGGGAAAGAGACUGUUAUACAGUUUUCAAUUCCAAGCUUGUCAAUUUAAUUGAAAAGAUAUUUCUCAUUCAUCAAAUGUUGUUAAAAAAAUAACACCACCGCAAAAAUGAAAUAUUAAUUUUCAGUAUUUAAGUACAAUCUACUAUAAGGCUGUAAGACACUGAGCUUGGCAAUACUGUUGCUUAGCAAUUGUGUGUGCACUGUUGAUCUUUACUUAAACAAAAUAUUCUUUUUAUGAAAUAUAUAAUAUGAAGUUAGUAAUACUAUUCUAUGAACUAGAGUAUUUGAGAAAAUUGCUGAUGUCUUUGUUUCAAAUUCCAGGCUUUGCUUUCCUGAAAAAAAGGAUUCAAUAUGUGUAUUAUUUUUUGGGGUCAAUUCUUAGACUUAGAGCUGCUAUCUAUAAGUUCAAGGCAAUGUGUACAUUUGAAAGCAAUCCCAAACCUUUUAAAUUAUUCUAAAUAUGUAAAAGGUUAAUUGGUUGUGUAUACAAUAAAGUUAUACAGUUUUAUUGAAUUGAUUGUGUUAAUAUAUUUCUUCAGCAUUUUAUUAUUAUAAUUGUAUUCCAUGAUUUACUGUUAUUUUCUGUUGUUUAUCAAUUGGGUUAUAUAUAAGUUGUUGAAAGGAAAAUAUAAAAAUAUGACUGUUUGAUUUCAUCAAUUGUACCGUUAUGGUAAAAACUGAUGAUAUUGUUACAUGUUUUAUUGUUUGAUCUAGUCUAUAUUAAUAUUGCAUACAUUAAUGUGUUAAAUCUCAUGAAUAUUGCAUACAUUAAUGUGUUAUACAUUAAUGGGUUAAAUCUCAUGAAUAUUGCAUACAUUAAUGAGUUUCAUCUCAUGAAUAUUGCACACAUUGAUGUAUUAAAUUUCAUGAAUAUUGCAUACAUUUAUGGGUUAAAUCUCAUGAAUAUUGCAUACAUUUAUGGGUUAAAUCUCAUGAAUAUUGCAUACAUUAAUGAGUUAAAUCUCAUGAAUAUUGCAUACAUUAAUGGGUUAAUUCUUAUGAAUAUUGCAUACAUUUAUGGGUUAAAUCUCAUGAAUAUUGCAUACAUUUUUUGGUUAAAUCUCAUGAAUAUUGCAUACAUUAAUGGGUUAAAUCUUAUGAAUAUUGCAUACAUUAAUGAGUUAAAUUCCAUGAAUAUUGCAUAUAUGUGCUAUUAAGGGGGACCAAUUUUGCAUAAGGGAGUUAACCAUUCUCUGUUCACCAUUUGUUGUACACUUUCAGUGAACUAGUAGACGGAGGCCUUUUCAUUAAAAAACUUAGUUGUAAAGUGAAAUCAUAUUUUAGUUAUUUUGCUAUGUAUUGGUAAGAAGUGAACUAAGGCUAUAUUUUAAGUUGAAUACACACUUGGGGAAAUUGUUGCCAUCUGGGAACUUUCUAUAGGUUUUGUGAAAUUACAACUAAGAUUUUUAAUGAAAAAGGCCCUUGAAGUAAUAUAAAACCUCAUCUGUAGUUUUGGCAUUUACUGUGAAACCCAAGAUUUUUGAAACAUUAGAUUUCUUGAAAAUGAACCUGUUUGUUUACACUGGAGUAAACUACAUUAAAAGUAUAGAGAUUACAUCUGCUUACGUUAGAAAGUUAUAAAUGAUGAUGGAGGCAUACACAUAGACUUGCAUAAAACUUCAGGAAUGGUUUUCUCAUUGAAUUUUUUCAUUGCUGUAGAUUCAUUUCAAAGAGACCUCCUGUUUCAUCAAAUGUUCAAAGGUGGUAUGUCAUUCAUCUAUGGUAAGUGUUUUAGGUUUGUUUAGUUUUCAUUUUUUCUAAGUUCCUCUUGAAAGAGUGAUGCACUUUGAAACUCGCAAGAUUCCAAUUUGAAGACCUGUGCUAAAGCCUUGUUUAAUUUGAUAAUUGCGUAGUGUGCUACAGCCAAGACUAGGUUUUAUAGAUGACAGGAUGUUUACACAAAACUUCAGUGUCCGGAUGAAAAACACCUGUUUAGCUUUGAUUCCUUUUUUUACCUCCCAACUUACGUUUUAACUGCUUUUGAUCAGUCUUUUAAUACUUUAGCUUUUACUUGUACUAUCGCUGUUGUUUUUCAUUACAAUUGCUGUGUAUUUAUUCUUUUAAUUUGUAUCGCUUAGGUUGCUAAAUGUUGAAAUCAGAAUCCCAAUCUGUGGAAUUCUAAAGAUAAGCUUGACUUGGUUGAACCCCAAUGUUAAGAUUUUCAUGCCAUAUAUGUACUUUCUCAGAUUAAUUAUGUUCAUUAUUAAAAAUAAUGAAGCCGCCCUCAGACUCAUGAAUAUGCAGUGCAUAUAUAGGAUUCUUACAACAAACCUGAAGGCAUCACAUGGUGAAAUAUCAAGUGCAGUGGAUUUCUGAGAAUCAGCAGUAUAAUUAUUAUUGUGAAUUCUACUUUCCAAGAUACUUAUCAUGCCCCUGCACACACAAAACUCGUCACUCACACUAUAAUUAAUAAAAAUUGAAGAACAGAUCCUGGCCUUUAAUAUCUGUGUCAUGCAAUGCCCAUCCUGCUGAGGAAACAUAAACCGAGAAAUGCAACUGCAUGUCACAUUAGUGUUUUUUGUGAAAUUAUUUCAAAUGAGCAUGGAGUGAUUUGGAUGGGAAUUUUGUGCAAUCGGAAGAUCAAACAACGGCAUAAAUAGUUUAAGAGCAUGCACGUUGCGAUGUAACCACUAUAAUGGUUUAAAAUUGUUGUUAUUUUAGGCAUAUUGUAAUCAGGUUUUGAAAGCGGGAGCUAUUUAAUUGUGGUCUAAAUGUAAUUAACAUUGAUGCCCGCACUGCAUCUAGGAUAAAAAUGCCACUUAAUUAUAAACUUCACAUUUACAGAUUAUAGAUAUCUCAUCAGGUUUAUAUAUACACAGUAGGCUUCCUACCCUAAAACACUUUUUUCAUCUUACCUAUUAAAGUUUUUGGAACAAUAAUUCACAACAAUUUCCAUUAACAUUUACUUGUAUCAUGUCCAAGGGUGAGGCAUGUAUCCUAGUCAAGGAAAUCCGAGAGAUACUCUUUAAUUGACCAGUCGCCAACGCAAAUAAUGCAAUUUGUCGAGAUCAUUUGGCAAAGUUUUUAAGAUAAUCCAUUUGGCAGUGCAACCAUGUGCUUUUAUUUAUUGAUAAAAUAUAAUCCUGUUAUUGGUCAUCUGAUUGUCUAAUUGACAACUGCCCACUGGUCAAUUAUAAAUUGUUAAUAUUAUGCCAUUGUAAAUAUUUCAUUAUUAUUAUUUGUUAUAACUUCACAUUCUUGUAUAGUUUUGUGAUGUUCAGAUUUUAAAGUAAAGUAAAAGUAUUAUAAAAUCUCUGAAUUCCAUGAGAGUGAACAGGCCACAAUCUGUUUGCUUCCAUUAUCUUACUUACACUAACAGCAUGUACAUUGAAAACAGAUUAUUGUUUGUGAUUAUAUCUGAAUAAAAAAACAUUGUUUUGGAA
This is a messenger RNA of Mya arenaria, 4670 nucleotides long. Its product is annotated as rhombotin-1-like. The transcript has 6 exons. Bases 269 to 1123 code for a protein of 284 amino acids. Gene Ontology annotation, biological process: positive regulation of transcription by RNA polymerase II. Gene Ontology annotation, cellular component: nucleus. NCBI's taxonomy places the organism in Eukaryota, Metazoa, Mollusca, Bivalvia, Myida, Myidae. The record is from RefSeq and is a predicted model, not a curated record. Gene Ontology annotation, molecular function: transcription coactivator activity; DNA-binding transcription factor binding.